Messenger RNA from Glossina fuscipes, 2300 nucleotides. RefSeq lists its product as uncharacterized. The transcript is spliced from 2 exons. The record is from RefSeq and is a predicted model, not a curated record. Bases 370 to 1896 code for a protein of 508 amino acids. NCBI's taxonomy places the organism in Eukaryota, Metazoa, Arthropoda, Insecta, Diptera, Glossinidae.
GAACAAAGAAUACCUAGUGUAGCCAAGUUUUUGUACCGCAUUAAAAAAUGCCGUAUAACCGAACGUAACUUGCCAUAUAAUGCGUUGUAAAAUGCUGUGAUUAAAAUUUUGUGGAAAUUCAUUUUCCUAUCAUUGCGCGUUCUGUCAGCUGGUAUUUGAAAGGCUGCCCUAUUUUUGAAACUUUAACGCGGCGAAUGUAAAAUUGGUCUGCUAAGUAAACGUAAACUUUAGAAGUGAACGUUUAAUUAUAACUGUCACAAAAAUUUUAAUUAACAAAUGCGUUUUUAUCAACCAACAAAUUGAUGAUACAGGCAGUUUUAUAACUGGGGAAUAAGUAUUUCUCAUCUGCAUUUACAAAAUCUUAAUAUAAUGGCUGAAAUAAUUGUGAGAAAUCAAGAUAAACGUUUUCAAACAUUAUUGGAUUGUUCGGCCCGAUUUGCCGGUGAGCAUGGAAGUCGAAAGAUUCAAUGUUUUCUUGAUUUUAUUGCUACUUAUAAGGAUGUUAAACGCAUUAGAGAUGAACAAGCUUUGGAAGAAUUAGGGCAUUUGUUGACAAAUUCUGCGCAUGACUGGUGGAUUAGAAGAAAAGACCAUUUUUUAAAUUGGCCAGAGGCCUUAACGGCGUUACAAAAACACUUUUCAAGACAAAGGCCUGCGCAUGCAAUUUAUGCCGAAAUAUUUGGUUGCUCUUUCGAUAAAUAUUUGCAAGCAGAAGACUUCAUUUAUGAUAAGUAUGAACUUUUCCAUGAGUUGCCGCAACCUUUGCCGUCCGAAAGAAUGCAGUUGGAUAUUAUAUAUGCUCUGUUGCCCGAGGAAAAACGUAAAAAUAUUUAUCCCAUGAAUAUUAUGACGGUAAUGGAUUUAAAGGAAUGUAUUAAAGAUUUACAAAGUAAUGAUAUCGCGACCGUCUCCACCCAGCAUCCCAAUAUUACAAUCGAUAGUAAUAAGCAGUGUAAUACCGAUGUUAGAAUCAAGAGUCCGAAGGCCAAAGAAGAGACCAAAGAGAUUGAAAUAGUUUGUGAUGAAAGUAACCCGCAAAAACAAAAAAGACGUUUGGAAGAAGCUAAUGAAUCUGUGGAUAUUACUUUGGUCCAAGACAGAGAUCCUAUUAUUAAGGUUAGACGUACCGAAGACUUAAUGCCCACUAUUAGAGAUAAUAAAGAAAUACGAACAGUACAACCACAGGAGACAAAUGAAAAAUCUACGCCACCAUUCCAACUUGCUUCCGAGAACAUAAACCAAAUGGAUCACAUUAUUAAUUUAUGCGGAAAUGAAAACGAUUUACCUACCAACAUAGGUGGUUUGGGUGUGUCAAUAACAAGUGUUGCUGAUGCUUCACAAAUUACAUAUUUAUUAAAUGGUGAAACUACUAUUGCUCCUGAAAUUGUUACACCCAAUCAGCAACAAGCAUUUGCGAAAGACAAAAAACCAAAAAUGCGUUAUAAGUUGAGUCGAUCAUUUGGUGGCAAAUCCGAUGUAAAUCCUAAAAGGGUCAAAUAUACGAAGCUUGUUCCAGAAAGACUUAAAAAUACUAAAAAAACCACUGAAACUGAAAAUGUACAGAGUGCAACCAGUAAUACCAAUAUUGUAAUGGCAGCAGGAUCAAUGCCUGACAUUUCCAACACAAACAUUAGCCAAUCACCUACAAUAAGCCCUUCAACGCCAACAACAAGUACGGCUUCCAAUCAUACAAUUAGUAAUACGUUAACUACUAAACUUAUAGAUCCAAUUAAUGGACCGUUUUCCACGAAAGCCGCCGCAGCCAAAAUGCGUUUAAAUGCAGGUACAAGUUCGAAUGCGAAGUGCCAUCAGUGUGGUACAACGGGCUUUUACCGUAGUAUAUGUCCAAAUUGUAGUCCUAUAUAUUUUUAUAAGCCCCCUAAUAACGCUUUGUAAGUACUACCGAACAAUAUUUUAAUUACAAUUACCAUUCUUGAAUUAUUACAAUCACUAUUCCUGAGUUAUCCAUUUAUAGGAACGUAAGCAAUUUUUUAUUAUAGACAGCAUAUUUACUUGGUUAGUAUAUAAAGAUACAUACAUACAUCAGGAACAAGAACAACAACGUAUUUUAUACGUGUAUACGCAGAUUUUAAGAAGAUAGCAUUAUGAACUAGUUAGAACAAAUACUAUUGUGAUCAAAAGGCAAGAUUAUAAAUAUAGCAAAUAUUUUAAGAGACCUAAAAUGUAAGAACCUGGAUAGGUACUCCUUAAAAUUUAUGUUUUACAUGGAAAAAUUGUCUUUCUAUACCUUCGGGGUGCAAAAGUGUGCUUGUAGCUCAUGUCAAAGAUAAAGGUAUUGU